UAGUAUUAUAAUACCAAUUUUAUAUUCGUUAAAGACGUUAAUACCACUAGCUGCUUUCUAAAGGCAGCAUUACAAUAUAUUUUACGUAUAUCAAAUAUUGCAAUAUAUUACGGAGCUGCUUUUUGUGAAGGCAGUCAGUCUUACAUUGGGUUUGUUUAACUUCGAUUUCAUCACACAAGGAACUAUUCCAAUAAAGAAAAAAACUGUGAAAAGUAAUAGUGAUUUGUUAAAAUUGUUUAUAUGUGCAAGUGUGCUUAAUACAUUUAAAUACUCAAGAUAAACGCAAGUAGCUGAUUCCUUUCUAGAUACGUUCUAAGAUACUCCUGCAUCUGAUACAAGCGAACCAUCCAACAAAAAACCUAAAGUACACAUAACAACUAACAACGAUUUAGAUUUAAGUCUUAAUCCACACUAUGCGACGAAGGAUUUUACAAAUAUGUUGACAACAGUUUGGAACUCAAAUCAGGAAAAUGAUUACAAACACGAUAAGAGUGAUGCGGAAGUAUAUUUUAAACCAUUUCAAAUAUGUCUUAUGCCAAAGCUAUUGCAGGAUAAAAAUAGUUGCAGGAAAUUAGUUGAUGAAAUGGUACACAAAGUACACUGGUCAAGAAAACAGAUGGACUUAUAUGAAUUUUAUCAAAGCACCGACCUCUCGAACAUGUCAGAAUGUAAAUAUUUAACAAAUUUUUUAUAUAUGUUACGUCGUAAUGUACGUCCCUGGUUGGAGAAGGUAACUAAUCUAAAAUUGGAUUAUGUAUCGGCAUCCUGUUCAAUGUACACCUGUGGUGAUUUUUUGCUGGUUCAUGAUGAUCUAUUAAAAGAUCGUCAAAUUGCUUUUAUAUAUUACCUUUCUCCUUGGACUAAUGCUGAGGAAUGGACCGAAGAACAAGGAGGCUGUUUAGAAAUUUUUAACAGCGAUGAAAGUUUUUUUCCACAAUUUCCUGUUAAUCGAAAAAUUUCGCCAAAGAAUAAUCAAUUUGCGUUUUUCAAAGUUGGUUCGCGUUCAUUUCAUCAAGUCGGCGAAGUAACUAAUUUUGAUUAUCCGCGUUUGACAAUCAAUGGUUGGUUUCAUGGCACGUCGAACGAUGAACUUAUAGCAAACUCCUUGCGACCAUUAAAUGAUAUAAUAUUUAAAGUACCAGAAGAUGUUCAAGUGAAUGUAGCCGAAAUUGUAAAUGAAGUGUACAUUACACCUGACACUUGUGCCAAGAUACAGGAACGUAUCGAAACCAAUUCAGAAAUUUGUCUGUACGAAUUUUUUAAACAAGAAAUAUUUGAAGCUGCUUUAAAACAAUUAAAAACGGACGAUUCACUUAUUUGGCAGUGUCAGGGUCCAGCUAAUGCACGUUAUUAUGAAAUCUUACAGCUAAGCUCAGCAAGUAGUACAUUAGACGACAUUAUAAAAUUAUUCUCUAGCAAAGAAAUGUUUGCUUUGUUGCGCAAGUACACUGAUCUGGAUUUAGCAGGCGAUAAUGCUAAAACUCCAAUGUUUAAUUUUGAAAUACAACGCUGGACGCAUGGGAACUACACAGUUCUAGGCGAUAAUGCCAUUUGCGAAGAGAACACUUUAGAUUUAAUAUAUUAUUUAAAUGCAGCAGAUGGUGCUGGUGUGAUAACUUAUCUUGCGCCUGACGCCGAAGAAGUCGAUGAAGCGAUGCAUAAUAAUGACUAUGAUAGUGAUGAUGAAAGUGUACUACUCACCUUAACGCCAGUAGAUAAUUCGCUUAAUAUUGUUUACCGCUGCCUGGGCACUACAAAAUUCACCAAAUACGUUUCACGUAAUACUCCGCUUAAUAAGGGACCAGUAUUUGUUAUUUCCUGCAGUUACAAAGAAUAACUUUAACUCUUUCGUUAACUACUAAUGUUUAAAUUAAUUGAAUGUAGUCAAAUUUGAGCACAAACUAGAUACUACCAACUUUUAUGACGUUUAAUAAAAAAAACAUUUGUUGUAAACUAA
Messenger RNA from Teleopsis dalmanni, 1957 nucleotides. Its product is annotated as prolyl 3-hydroxylase sudestada1-like. Bases 437 to 1837 code for a protein of 466 amino acids. The record is from RefSeq and is a predicted model, not a curated record. Gene Ontology annotation, biological process: regulation of translational termination; peptidyl-proline hydroxylation; attachment of GPI anchor to protein. The transcript is spliced from 2 exons. Gene Ontology annotation, molecular function: peptidyl-proline dioxygenase activity; L-ascorbic acid binding; iron ion binding. NCBI's taxonomy places the organism in Eukaryota, Metazoa, Arthropoda, Insecta, Diptera, Diopsidae. Gene Ontology annotation, cellular component: cytoplasm; GPI-anchor transamidase complex.